This is a messenger RNA of Gossypium raimondii (Peruvian cotton), 978 nucleotides long. RefSeq names its product alpha-crystallin domain-containing protein 22.3. The coding region runs from base 133 to 753 and encodes 206 amino acids. The transcript is spliced from 3 exons. NCBI's taxonomy places the organism in Eukaryota, Viridiplantae, Streptophyta, Magnoliopsida, Malvales, Malvaceae. Gene Ontology annotation, cellular component: nucleus. The record is from RefSeq and is a predicted model, not a curated record.
CCUCUUUGUCUUUCUCCAUUUUGGCAAAACCCAUUGGCCUAAAGAAGAAAAAGCAGAUUCCUUGAAACUGAUAAAACAAUGUUACAAACUCACUGAAAGCUUUCAGUUUUGCUUAUCUCAGUUGACUCUUCAAUGGCUUCUCCAAUGAGCAGGUCUGAAAGGACAAAAGGUGAAAAUUAUGAACCUAAUCGCAUGAAUCCUCAGCAGCCGGUUCUCGAUGUGGCGCCUCUCAAUUGUGUGCCAUACAUGGGUCCAACUAAUGCAGAUGAUAUGUUUUCUUCACCAACCAAAGAGAAUACCGAGGCUGUGGAAGCAAUCGGUCCAGCUAUGAUAUUUCUGCCUUCACAAUCAACCAGGGAAGAGUUGGAUAAUAUCAUGGCCGCUACCAAAAAUGGAGUUGCACUCACUGGUGCUGCUGCCACUGGAUCAGUUGGACCUGUUAUCGGGAAAGUGGACAUUGGUGAAUUGGAGGAUUCAUACUAUUUCCGUGUCGCCCUUCCUGGGGUCUCAAUGGAUAAAAGAGACUUCAAUUGUGACAUAGAACCUGAUGGAAAAGUCGUAAUAAAGGGGAUGUCAACUACUGGCGAGAAGAUAGUGUGCAAGAACUUUCAAAUCUUCCAUAUGCUGACACAAAAUCUUUGCCCACCGGGACCGUUCACUGUCUCGUUUCAGCUCCCUGGUCCAGUGAAUAACCAAGACGCUAAGAGUUAUUUGGCUAACGGAAUGCUUGAAGCGGUUGUGAAGAGGAUGUAAUUCUGAAGUGUUAGAAAGCCAGUGACUGCCGCUUUACUUACUUUACAUUUCUUUCCCAUGCAUCCAACUCAGUAGUUAUAUGUUAUAGGCUUUGAGCAUCUCUAAAACCGCUGUUGUUUAAACUUUAAUCUCUUCCUUUAGAACCAAACUGGUGUUCCUUCUCUAUGUUUUUUCCUUUAAAAAUAAUAAUUAAAUUAUGGUAACAAUCAUUCAUUUGAGAGUAAA